UAUAACCUGUUCUUAUAUUUACACUUGGAUGGGAACCAUACAGGCUCGGCUGUGGUAGUUCUGAGCUAUUGAAGAAAGAUUUCUAGAAUUGCAAACAUGUGUUUUGGAAAGUGUGCGAGAUACAUUGGGUACAAGUUGCUCAUUCUUGCCUUUCUCUGCAUUGUGGCUAACAUCUUGCUUUACUUUCCCAAUGGUGAAACAAGGUUCGCUUCAGAAAAUCUGCUUAGCAAGUAUGUGGGGUACUUCCAUGGAAUUAUAGGAGGAGGGAUUUUGAUAUUCCUCGUAGCUGCAGUGUUCAUCGGACUAGAAUAUGACAAUUGCUGUGGAUGCUGCGGGUAUGAGAACUGUGGGAAAAGCUGUGCAAUGCUGUCCUCUGUUCUGGCUGCCUUCAUUGGGAUCCUGGGGUCCGGAUACUGCCUCAUCAUUUCAGCCUUGGGUUUAUCUGAUGGCCCUUACUGCCUCUCCUCUGUGAAACAGAACUGGGCCUACCCUUUCGUUAACUCCAGUGGUGGGUAUCUACUGGAAAGUGACAGGUGGUCUGAGUGUCGGGAGCCACAGAAUGUUGUGGAAUGGAACUUGACCCUCUUUUCCAUUCUUUUGGUCUUGGGAGGAAUUGAAUUAAUUCUGUGCACCAUCCAAGUAAUCAACGGUUUUCUUGGAGGAAUAUGUGGAGUUUGCUGUGAUGGGGAAGAGAAAUAUGCUUGCUAGAAGAUUUGCACCUGAAAAUGGGCUGAACUCACUGUAAUUAUGUCUUUAUUUGUGGUAUUUUGUAAAACAUUUAUUUGAAUGUUUUGUUUUAUAUUGUACAUACGGUAAAUUAUAAAUCAAAUUGGUUAUUUCAUGCUACAUUUGUUCUUGCCAAACUGCAUUGUCACCAUUAAUUCACAGAUAAUUCCAAGGUUCUGUCCUUGGAAAUGUGCAGGAUUCCCAAAGAACACAAAAGUUAUUAUGUGUGUGCCCCUAAAAGCAGGAGUUGCUUGCUGUGAUUUUUGUCAUUAUAAAUAUAUAUUUCUUGCAUAAAAGGAUUUCAUUGGUUUAUUUAAACAUGCGAGUAACUGAUUGCAAUGAUGGGGUUAACUUUCUCACUACAGGCAUACAGUCUUGAUUUUGAUAA
This is a messenger RNA of Pelodiscus sinensis (Chinese soft-shelled turtle), 1114 nucleotides long. It is a transcript of the gene TM4SF1, whose product is annotated as transmembrane 4 L six family member 1. Gene Ontology annotation, cellular component: membrane. NCBI's taxonomy places the organism in Eukaryota, Metazoa, Chordata, Testudines, Trionychidae. The record is from RefSeq and is a predicted model, not a curated record.